CGAGGAGGUCCGACAGUCCGUUGUCCUGAUGUGUGGAAGCCGAGAGCUUAUUCACGAAGCCGAAAAGCCAUUGGCUACCCGGCCCGUCCGGUGUCGCUCUUGGAACAUGGCGGAAAAGUUGGAUGCCCCACAUUCCGUUUUGACGGGAGUUGGAAUGUGGUGGUGGGGUCCUGAUGCCACAUUUGAUGGGCAUCUCGGGCUUCGAACUUGAGCCGUGGUACAGGAAGAACCCAGCGACACAAUCAUGCAUCCAAAAAUCGAAGAAAACAAAUCCAUUUUCCCUCUCGGCCGAAGACGUCACUCGUUGAUCCCCCGGGCAAAGGACAGGCGGAGGUUGAAAAGUGGAUCGAUUUCAUUGGCCGUCCAGCGGGAUUUUCCGAGGUCCGAUCCUUCCGAGAAUGGCCCGCCACUGUCACCCUGGCCCUCCCCAACAGCGCUAGGCUAAAGGUGGAUCGGUCCAACUUUUUUUUACCUCAACGACCCGCACCCUCCCUCUCGACCGGUGCAUUUGUUUUUCUUUGAACCACUACCUCCCCUUCCAGAUCCUCGUUGCCGCCGCACGAAGACCAUCAUCAUCACCGUCAAAAUGUUUGCCUCCAGAAUCCAGACCCGCGCCUUCUCGGUGUCGGCCCGCCAGCUCUCCAAGGUUACCGUCCUCGGUGCCGCCGGUGGCAUUGGCCAGCCCCUCUCUCUUCUCCUGAAGCAGAACCCCAGAGUCACUGAGCUCGCCCUCUACGAUAUCCGUGGCGCCCCUGGCGUUGCUGCUGAUGUCUCCCACGUCAACACCAAGUCCACCGUCAAGGGCUACGAGGCCACCCCCAGCGGCCUCGCCAGCGCCCUCAAGGGCUCCGAGGUCGUCCUCAUCCCCGCCGGUGUUCCCCGCAAGCCCGGCAUGACCCGUGAUGAUCUCUUCAACACCAACGCCUCCAUCGUCCGCGACCUCGCCAAGGCCUGCGCCGAGUCCUGCCCCGAGGCCAACAUCCUCAUCAUCUCCAACCCCGUCAACUCCACCGUCCCCAUCUGCGCCGAGGUCUUCAAGUCCAAGGGUGUCUACAACCCCAAGCGCCUCUUCGGUGUCACAACCCUUGACGUCGUCCGUGCCUCCCGCUUCGUUUCCGAGAAGAAGGGCACCGACCCCAAGGAUGAGAACAUCACCGUUGUCGGUGGCCACUCCGGUGUGACCAUCGUCCCCCUCUUCUCCCAGUCCAACCACCCCGACCUCUCCUCCGAUGCCGAGCUCGUCAAGCGUGUCCAGUUCGGUGGUGAUGAGGUUGUCAAGGCCAAGGAUGGUGCCGGUUCCGCCACCCUCUCCAUGGCCAUGGCCGGUGCCCGCAUGGCCGACUCCGUCCUCCGCGCUGCUCAGGGCGAGAAGGGCGUCAUUGAGCCCACCUUCGUCGACAGCCCCCUCUACAAGGACCAGGGCAUCGACUUCUUCAGCUCCAAGGUUGAGCUCGGCCCCAACGGUGUUGAGAAGAUCCUCCCCGUCGGCAAGGUUGACGCCAUCGAGGAGGGUCUCCUCCAGGCCUGCUUCGCCGACCUCAAGAAGAACAUCGAGAAGGGUGUUGCCUUCGUGGCCUCCAACCCCGGCAAAUAAAUGCAGCCGUUUUAUCCUACAAGCAAAUAAAAUAAUGAUGGCCUAGCCUUUUUCUUUGGCAACCGGCCCAAAAGACCUCGUGCGGAUGAACCUCGGCAAACUGUGAUGGCGGUGAUGAAUGCGGCUUAACAAAAAGACCUAGGGGAGGGCGUGUGGUGCAUUGCGGGCAACAAAAGUAUGGUUGAUGGAUGUCUCGGGUUGCUGGUACCAGUCCAGCUGGGAGACAAGUGUUUUUAGCAGGCGACAAAACGGGAUGGCGUCUUGUGUUUGCUUUUUGCUUGAAGGAGCCUCUGCGAAUAGAACAUGUUCUUUUCCAGCAUAGAGCAGGAUGUCUCUUUUGUUGU
Podospora bellae-mahoneyi is the source of this 1938-nucleotide messenger RNA. RefSeq names its product Malate dehydrogenase, cytoplasmic (gene MDH1). The record is from RefSeq and is a predicted model, not a curated record. Gene Ontology annotation, molecular function: L-malate dehydrogenase (NAD+) activity. The transcript is spliced from 3 exons. Gene Ontology annotation, cellular component: cytoplasm; mitochondrion. Bases 587 to 1594 code for a protein of 335 amino acids. Lineage: Eukaryota; Fungi; Ascomycota; Sordariomycetes; Sordariales; Podosporaceae. Gene Ontology annotation, biological process: malate metabolic process; tricarboxylic acid cycle.